Erinaceus europaeus (western European hedgehog) is the source of this 2707-nucleotide messenger RNA. RefSeq names its product flavin containing dimethylaniline monoxygenase 3. Gene Ontology annotation, molecular function: flavin adenine dinucleotide binding; NADP binding; N,N-dimethylaniline monooxygenase activity. The record is from RefSeq and is a predicted model, not a curated record. NCBI's taxonomy places the organism in Eukaryota, Metazoa, Chordata, Mammalia, Eulipotyphla, Erinaceidae. The transcript is spliced from 9 exons. Bases 208 to 1806 code for a protein of 532 amino acids.
AAAACACUUAGAAUGUGCUCAACCCAUUAGGUCUGAGCUCACAUUCUGUGGUCACGGCUAAGAACAUUCCAGGCUUCACUAAUUUUCAGGACCCAUCUUCCUCAGGUGAGUGUUCCAACGCAUCAACUUCGGAUGGUUAUUUCUGACAAAAAAGCAUUCAGGACACUUUCCUCAAGAGUUGCUCUCCAGACCCUCCUGUAGGUGACCAUGGGGAAGAGAGUGGCAAUCGUGGGCGCCGGUGUCAGUGGCCUGGCCUCUAUCAGGAGCUGUCUGGAGGAAGGAUUGGAGCCCACCUGUUUUGAGAGAAGCAAUGAUGUUGGAGGACUGUGGAAAUUCUCGGACCAAGCAGAAGAAGGCAGGGCCAGCAUUUACCAGUCCGUGUUCACCAACUCUUCCAAGGAGAUGAUGUGCUUCCCAGAUUUCCCUUACCCAGAUGACUACCCCAACUACAUGCACCACAGCAAGCUGCAGGAGUACAUCAAGACAUUUGCUCAAAAGAAUAACCUUUUCAGAUACAUCCAAUUUGAGACCCUGGUCUCUAGUAUAAAGAAAUGUCCCAGCUUCACACUGACAGGCCAAUGGGAAGUUGUUUCAGAGAAGGAUGGAAAACAGGAAACUACUAUUUUUGAUGCUGUGAUGAUCUGUUCAGGACACCAUGUAUACCCCAAUCUGCCAACUGAUUCUUUUCCUGGCCUAGACAAGUUUCAAGGCCACUACCUUCACAGCCGGGAGUAUAAGGGUCCUGAUGCCUUCAGAGGGAAGAAUGUCUUGGUGAUUGGCCUGGGAAACUCAGGAACUGACAUUGCUGUGGAGCUCAGUCGUCUAGCUUCACGGGUCAUCAUCAGCACCAGAAGUGGUUCCUGGGUCAUGAGCCGGGUUUGGGAUAAUGGUUAUCCGUGGGACAUGGUUUAUGUCACCCGUUUUGCCACCUUUCUCCGGACCACCCUUCCUUCAUUUGUCUCUGACUGGUUAUAUGUCCAGAAGAUGAACACAUGGUUUAAGCAUGAGAACUACGGCCUGAUGCCAUUGAAUGGCACACUACGGAAAGAGCCUGUGUUCAAUGACGAGCUCCCUUCCCGCAUCCUGUGUGGUGCCGUGUCCAUCAAACCCGGUGUGAAGACCUUCACAGAGACCUCAGCCAUUUUUGAAGAUGACACUGUGUUUGAGGCCAUUGACUAUGUCAUUUUUGCAACAGGUUAUGGUUAUGCUUAUCCCUUCUUAGAUGACAUUAUCAUCAAAAGCAGAAACAAUGAGGUCACCUUAUUUAAAGGCAUCUUCCCCCCUCUCCUGGAGAAGCCCACCAUGGCAGUGAUUGGUCUGGUCCAGUCCUUGGGAGCAGCCAUCCCCACAGCAGACCUGCAGGCCCGCUGGGCAGCUAAAGUGUUUACAAACUCAUGCACCUUGCCAACAAAAAACAAAAUGAUGAAUGACAUUGAUGAGAAAAUGGGGAAAAAACUCAAGUGGUUUGGCCAGAGUCAGACUCUGCAGACAGAUUAUGUCUCCUACAUGGAUGAGUUGGGCUCCUUCAUAGGUGCCAAGCCUAACAUACCUUGGCUGUUCCUAACAGACCCCCAGCUGGCCCUGGAGGUAUACUUUGGACCAUGUAGCCCAUACCAAUUCCGUCUGAUGGGGCCAGGGAAAUGGGAGGGAGCCAGAAAUGCCAUCAUGACCCAAUGGGAUCGGACAGUAAAGGCAACCAGAACACGAGCUGUCAGUGCUGCUCAGAGACCCCAACCCUUUUACAACUUGCUUAAAGUGCUUUCAAUUCCAGUGCUGCUUCUAACUGCUUUCCUUGCCUUUUAUUAAUGAGAAUGUGCUUUGGGUUUCAGAAUUCAGCUUAGAAGUGUAAUCAGAUGUAGCUGUAUCAUCUCAGAGCUCCUCUUUCCCUUCUCCCAGACAUGUCCAUGAAUCUGAACCAUUUGACUCAAAGUUCCAGUAAAAUAGAAAAUACUCACCCUCUUCCUUUCUGAUGAGAACCUGUGCUCUAUAAAAGUCUUCACAGAAGCUGAAUGAGCAAGUCUGCAAAUGAUGGAGCUAGGAAGAAAAGGUGGGAGGGUGAAGGUUGAAUAAGAUUUAAUAAACUUUUUAAAAGGUGUUUUCUUUUGGGAAGAAGCAACAUCUUAACAAUGUCAAAUCUUCCAAACCACAUACAGUGUACAUCUUCCUUUAUCUAAUGCACCUUCAGUUUGUCUGCAGUAUUUUAUAGUUUUUAGUAUAUAGAUCUUACACAUCUAAUUUCAGAUUUAUCCUAAGUAUCUCUUCAUUUGGCAUGGUAUUAUAGUGAUUUAAUUUUUUUCAAUUCCCUAAUGUUUAUUGUUAAUAUAUAAUUUUUUUCCUUUUUUGAGGGGAUUAAUGGUUUACAGUCAACAGUAAAAUACAGUAGUAUGCUGAUAUAUAAUAUAUAACAUUCAUGUACAACCAUAAUAUUUUUUACAUAGACAAUCAUGUUAUCUGAUAAUAGUCUGAAAAUAAAUAUAUAUGCAAUCUAGAAUUGAACACAUGAAGUUACAAGGAAAAUUAAAAAACAGAAGUAGCUAAACUAUCUCUAAGGUUUUGUGAAAACUGUGGUUGUUAUUGUUGGUUAUUAUUGGGAUAGUGGGGACACAGACCUUUGGUUGUAGGUGCAUGUGGAACUAUAUACCUGUAAUGUCAUAACCUUGUAAACUGCUGUUAAUUACUAAUAAAAAAAAUUAAGAUAAUCCUAUUU